AUGUUGACAACCCAAAUUUUUGCCGCUAUCGCCUCGUGCCUGGCCGCAUCAUGUGCAGCAGCACCAAUGGCAAAUGCCGAAGCCGUUGCCAAGGCUGCAGCCUCAGAUGACUGCACUACGGUGGAAAAAAGCUACCACAAGCACCACCAACACAAGAGAGCCGUUGCAUACGACUACGUUUACGUGACGGUGACAGUUGACGGAGACGGAAAUACCGUUACUCCAACCGUUGAGAUUGUUUCAACGCCAACUUCCGCCGCCUCAUCGUACUCAGAGGCUCCUGCCCCAUCUUCGGAGGCUGAGGAAUCUUCCGAAUCAUCAUAUUCCGCCCCAGCCACCACCACUGAAGCCUCAUCUUACGUCGCUUCAUCAUCAUCAGCCUCGUCUGCCGCCCCAUCGUCAUCAUCGUCCACUUCGUCGACCUCUUCUUCGUCUGAAGGUGGAAUCAGUGGUGACUUGAGUGCCUUCGAGGACCCAUCCGACGACUUCCAGGAUGGUACCAUCGCAUGCUCCGAUUUCCCAUCCGGAAACGGUGUCAUUGCCUUGGACUGGCUUGGAUUCGGCGGCUGGUCCGGUUUGUAUCAUGACGAUACUUCUACCGGUGGAAGCUGCGAAGACGGCACUUACUGCUCGUACGCUUGCCAACCCGGUAUGUCGAAGACCCAGUGGCCUUCCGACCAGCCAUCAAACGGUGUUUCUGUUGGAGGUUUGUACUGCAAGAACGGUUACCUCUACAGAACCAACACCGAUACCACCCACCUCUGUGAGUGGGGUGAAGACAGUGCUGUUGUCGUGUCCGAGCUCUCUGAUUCCGUCGCAAUCUGCAGAACAGACUACCCUGGUACCGAGAACAUGGUUAUUCCAACCGUUGUCGAUGCCGGAUCCAGCAACAUUCUCACUGUCGUUGACGAGGACACUUACUACAAGUGGCAGGGAAAGAAGACCUCGGCCCAGUACUACGUCAACAACGCUGGUGUUUCUUACGAGGAUGGCUGCAUAUGGGGUACUUCGGGCUCCGGUGUCGGUAACUGGGCUCCUUUGAACUUCGGUGCAGGUGCAACCGGUGGCAUCUCAUACUUGUCCUUGAUUCCAAAUCCAAACAAUUUGGAUGCCGCCAACUUCAACGUCAAAAUCGUCUCCGACGGCGGUGACGUCCAGGGUGACUGCGUGUAUGAGAAUGGCAGCUACAACGGUGAUGGUUCCGACGGUUGUACCGUUGCCGUUACCAACGGUAAGGCCAAGUUCGUUCUCUACAACUGA
Messenger RNA from Brettanomyces bruxellensis, 1260 nucleotides. RefSeq names its product putative secreted beta-glucosidase sim1 (gene SIM1). The transcript has a single exon. Gene Ontology annotation, biological process: fungal-type cell wall organization. Gene Ontology annotation, cellular component: cell surface; fungal-type cell wall. Bases 1 to 1260 code for a protein of 419 amino acids. The record is from RefSeq and is a predicted model, not a curated record. NCBI's taxonomy places the organism in Eukaryota, Fungi, Ascomycota, Pichiomycetes, Pichiales, Pichiaceae.